Messenger RNA from Cyprinus carpio (common carp), 2260 nucleotides. RefSeq names its product mitochondrial glutamate carrier 1-like. Gene Ontology annotation, biological process: aspartate transmembrane transport; L-glutamate transmembrane transport; malate-aspartate shuttle. NCBI's taxonomy places the organism in Eukaryota, Metazoa, Chordata, Actinopteri, Cypriniformes, Cyprinidae. The record is from RefSeq and is a predicted model, not a curated record. Gene Ontology annotation, molecular function: L-aspartate transmembrane transporter activity; L-glutamate transmembrane transporter activity.
GUGACAGCACGCGCCAGCAGGCGGCGACCGAAACACGGGCUUUCUCCCGUCCUCUCCUCCUCCUCCUCCUGGCGUGUCGUGCUUUUACUCCCUCCUUUUCCUCCAAACACACACGAACGCGAGUAACACCGGCAGGUUUAACUACAAUCUCACCGUCACCGGAGGAGGAACAUCACAUGAAGCCAUAAUAACCCGGAGUAACGGGACAGAGCUGCAGGAUCCGAGAUCUGCCAGAGGACGGUGAAUGGACUGAGAUCCCAAAACCAAAAAAUCUGCAAAGAAGUGCACUCUUUCGCCUUAAACACACACACACACACACACACACACACACACACACUGAAGACGUACAGGGAUCCAGAUAAAUGGCUGACAAACAGAUCAGUUUGCCUGCCAAGCUAAUAAACGGCGGUGUGGCGGGACUGAUCGGCGUUACCUGCGUGUUUCCCAUCGAUCUGGCCAAAACCCGCCUUCAGAACCAGCAGAAUGGAUGCCGCCUCUAUACCAGCAUGUCAGACUGCCUCAUGAAGACCAUCCGGUCAGAAGGAUACUUCGGCAUGUACAGAGGUGCGGCGGUCAACUUAACUCUCGUCACUCCAGAAAAAGCCAUCAAGCUUGCGGCAAAUGAUUUCUUCAGAUUUCACCUCUCUAAGGACGGGCAGAAACUCACUCUAGCGCGAGAGAUGCUGGCCGGCUGCGGCGCGGGGACGUGUCAGGUCAUCGUUACAACACCAAUGGAGAUGCUGAAGAUUCAGCUGCAAGAUGCCGGAAGAAUCGCGGCUCAGAGGAAGCUCAUGCCUCAGGCUGUGACCCCCGGGGGCCCGGUGGAGCUGAAGUCCCCCACGGCUAUGCAACUCACCAGACAAUUACUGAAGGAAAAGGGCAUUGCGGGUCUUUACAAGGGCCUGGGAGCCACGCUGCUCAGGGAUGUCCCGUUUUCUGUCAUUUAUUUCCCUCUGUUUGCUAAUCUGAAUAAUCUGGGGAAGAGAGGAGCCGACGGUCCCGCUCCCUUCUACGUCUCUUUCAUAUCGGGCUGCAUUGCGGGCAGCACAGCCGCCGUCGCCGUCAACCCUGUAGAUGUGAUAAAGACCAGGCUACAGUCGCUAACACGAGGGAGUAAACAUAAAACUUACAGAUCGACUACAUACAGCAAAAGGAAGAUAUUACGCCACGAAGGUCCCACUGCUUUCCUGAAGGGGGCGUACUGUCGAGCGCUCGUCAUCGCACCGCUCUUCGGCAUCGCUCAGGUGGUCUACUUCCUCGGCGUAGGCGAAUACAUCUUGAGCUAUCUGCCCAAACGGAACAACUAACCACCCUUCCCAUCAUGCAUUGCACCAGUCCCCGCCCCCUCUCACAGGUCGUGAUUACCGAAGGAUCAAAGCGUAACGUGGACCAGUCUGACUGAUUUUAAUCGUUUGCUGUCGUGCCGUUUUUGUUCAGUGCGCCGUGUGUUUUUAUCUGAAUGUGGUGGUUUUAAUACUGAGCGUAUAGUGAGGUUGUGUUUGCCGAGUUGCCUGUAUUUUGUCUCGUCCGGUCUCACACUGAGACAAACAUGAUGUCCUUUUAUGAGCAUUUAAUCGUUGAGCCAGUGUCCAAUCACUGACAUUUAAACCGUAAAAUCGAUGAUCAGUCAUAACACGAUCUCGUAGAGCUCUUGUUAAUUAUGUAGUGAAAUAUCAACCCAACAUGAAGCUCUUUUUAAUUGUUAAUUUCCUGGAACACGAGGACACGUCGUGUUGAUUAGUUUGCCCUUUACAGUAGCUGUGUCCGUCUUUCUUACGACCAGCUCUGAAUGCUUUCCUCUGGGCUCAGAAUGACCUUGAAGAAAAGUGGAAAGACUUGGAGAGUGUCUGACCUGAGAGCUGCUUAUCUUUGUGCCCGGGCAAGACUUUAUUCAGCGUAUGUUUCAAAAUGACAUGUUGGCUAUGGAGGUUAAUUCAAUUAAUUUCUCAUAGACAUAUCAGUGAAUGGAAAAUGUGACUUGAAAGCAUCUCUCAACUUGACCAAAUCAGAAUGGAAAUGCCUUCGACCCGGGGCGUAGCAGGCAUUAAAACUAAUGUAAAGUUCCCAGACUUUGGGAGAUAAUCAUUAUAGAUUAAGAGAUUCAUUUUGCAUGGCCACAACACAAAGAAAAUUAAUGUGAAUGUUUUUUUUUGCAUAUCAGACUCAUAUCUGUUCUGCUGUUUGUAGACUGAACAGCAAAAUUAGCAUUAAAUAUGAUCUUAAACCUCAUUCAAACCACAUUUGUAGAUGUUUUUAUGAU